AUGAAUGCCAUCAUGGGAACUAUUAAGGAAAAGGGACAGGACUCCACGGUGCUGGCGCACGUGCUGCGCCUGCUGAACGAGCGCCACGGCUACGGCCUGCGCCUCCUGCUGCUGUCCGUGGACGAGGGCAUCGCCGGCUACCGGGACGACUCGCUGGCCGCCGUCCGGCGCAGCCGGGGCCGCCUGGGCCUGCCCCUGCACGUGGUCUCCUACCAGGAGCUCUACGGCUGGAGCAUGGACCGCAUCGUCCGGCACACCGGCUCCAGGAACAACUGCACCUUCUGCGGCGUCUUCCGGAGGCAGGCGCUGGACCGCGGCGCCGUCUUGCUCGGGGCGGACAAGAUCGCCACAGGUCAUAACGCCGACGAUGUGGCUGAGACAAUCCUGAUGAAUUUCCUGCGGGGGGACGUCGGGCGGCUUCAACGCUGUGCCGAAAUCCUGACGGGGGGCGAGGGAGCGCUGCCCCGCUGCAAGCCGCUGAAGCACGCUUACGAAAAAGAGAUCGUGCUCUACGCCUACUUCCAGGGCUUGGACUACUUCAGCACCGAGUGCGUCUACGCCCCCAAUGCCUACCGGGGCCACGUCCGUGCCCUGCUCAAAGAUCUGGAAGCUAUCCGGCCCAGCUCGGUGGCUGACCUGGUGCACUCAGGGGAACGGCUGGCUGUGCGCAAAGAUGUUCGCUUGCCUGUCCAGGGCACCUGCCGGCGGUGUGGCUACUUCUCCAGUCAGCCCCUUUGCAAAGCGUGUGUGCUGCUGGAAGGGCUCAACCGUGGGCUCCCUAAGCUGGCCAUUGGCAAAACCAACCGCCUGCAGAAGGCUUUGUUGGAGGGGGAAAAGCCAAGGGCUGAUUUAGAAACAGAAGAGAACUCACGAGUUGGAAGGACAAUAGACUUCUGAGCUCCCUCCUUUUAUGCCCCCUUUUCCUGCUCAGGGUUGCUGAGGUGGGAUGGAGAUUAAGGGGGGAAAAAGACUCUUAAGAAGGAACAGCAUAGAUUUGGGGGUCAGGAAGCAGUGCACCCCCAUCCCAGUUGCUGGACCACAACUCCCAGCCGUCCCAGGCAGUAUGGACAAUAGUGAUGGUUGCUCAGCAGCCAUCUUGCAAAGGUCAUUGGAUCCCCAGUCGUGGUGGUUGCUGCUUUUGCGUCAAAGAAGCAGCAACCACACUUUCUGUGCUGCCCUUCCCUGAUCAGGAGCCCUCUGGGUGUGUUGGGCUUCAGGUCCCUUGAGCCCCAUCCAGCCUUUGCUCCUGUUGGCUGGGGGUUGUGAAGAUAGUGUGCAAACAUCUGGAGGGCUCUAAGUUGUGUGGGGAGGCUGCUUUCUGAGCAUUGCUGCUGCCUCCCAAAGUGGUGGUGGUGGCCACAACGUUUAAGGAUGGUCCUCCAGGAGAGUUUUUCCUGUUUCAGAAUAAUCGUUUUAAAGCUUACUGAACCCAGCUUUUGACCAUUGCCCAAUAGGGAUCUUCCCUUCUGGUCUUGAAUUGUGCAAUUGAGGGUCAUAAGAAGCUGUUUGAACCCCACCUAGACCAGACCAUCCAUGAUGGCUGUUCCCUCUGAAGAUCUCAGGUUGAAGUUGCUCCUUUCUACAGGGAGUGGGUUUUUGUUUUAAACUGGAGAUACCGGGGGUUAAACUCUGUGCAUCAGUGUGGGGUAGACAUUCAUGGCCUUCGUGGCUCUCCCCUCUGCAGCUCCCCUCUUUUUCUUCAUUAAACCCUUGGACGUGCCACUCAACCCCACUUUUAACAGACUUGGUUGCCAGAUUCAUGCAUUUUGCCAGACUACUCUGUGUUUUGUUUUGUUUGCCUUAGCAAGAGGUGUGAACCAAAUCAUUACAGUGUUUUAUGCAAGCCAAACCCCAAACCGUGUUGUUAAAAAACUCCUAUCUGAAAUUCUGGGUAUGCUCAGCCCCUAACCUGGUUCUCACAAACAUGCUAAAGCAAGAGUUACUGAAAAAGUCUCAAUACUGGGCUUGGUAUGCACAAUAUGCAGGUAAUGAGCCCUAGUUUGCCAAAUUUACCAACUGUGCUGAAUCCUAGCCAAACAAAUUACAGCUUAGUGGGAUGUGUGACGUGUCUCUGAAGCGUCAGUACAUGUAUAUGCCAAUCUGUGGUUUGCUUUUGGCAAUUUUCUGACACAUCAAUCCCAUAGACACUCCAAUGUAGAUCCAAAUUUUGCAAAUUUCUUGUGUUAUGGGAUAAUCGUUAAAAAGGUAAAGACUUUGUCAAAUCGAGCUCAACUGCAGAGCCCACAUCAAGUAGUUUUCUUGGCAAUAAUAUGGAAGUAUUUUUCUACUGCCAUCUUUUCCAUUUCUACCUGUGGGAUUUUCUGGAGGUCUGUCCAAAUCCCAACCAGGUCCCACUGUGUACCUGUUUCAAGAUCAGCUAAGUUUGGCUAGAUCCUGCCAGCUAGCUGGGUACGGGAAAGUCAGACUUCUGUCCCUAUCUCAGUAUGAAUUAAGACUUGCCCUUUCAUUCAGAGCUAUUCCACAGCUCUGGAGUUGCUUAUAUUUAUGUAUGUAUUUAUUUAAAUUUAUUGGCUGCCCAACUCCAGUGGACUUUGGCAUAAAGGAAUAAUGCAGACUGUUGUCUAAGAGCUCUGAAAUAUGUGGCCCUAAAGGGAAACCAUUGGAAAUGGACAUUCUUGGAGAACUGGCCCUAAAGGGAAACCAAAUCUUUCUCAGCAGAAUGUAAUUUGGUAGAAUGGACCUUUCCUUCAUCUCCCACUAAGAAAAGAAUUGGUGGAGGAACAGUGCCAAUCAUGUAAGGUUUCUAGUUGCAGUGAGUCGUUUCUUGGAAGGAAGAGAGCUUGGGGGAUGUUCACUCAGCCAUAGCAUCCAUGAGAGUUGAAUUCCAUGAGAGUUGAAUUCUUGAUCAUUACCUCUAGUGAGGGAGUGCCUCUCAAAGUCAAUUUUUCCAUGGCUGGAGGGCUGUUAGCACUAAGUAAUUUCUCCUGAAGUUUUUUGAAUUUAAAUCUGUUUCCUUGCAUGCCUCUUUGUAAAAUGUUAAUUCUUAAGGAGCUUAUCUAAGAAGCUGCCAUCUCUCUGGAAUGCUAGGAAUUGGGUUUCAAGGUCUGUAUAUUUGUCAUGGGGUUGGAUCCAGUGGGUGGAAAGAUCUGAAGUGGUUUGGGUCAGAGGUGGCCUUGGAUCUUCUGGAUCCAAAGCUGCUCCACUCCUCCCAGAAACAUCAAGAAUAGUCUAUCACUUACUCUAGUUUGAAACCAGAUAUCUGAAGAUAAUGCACUCCUGCACAUCUUCUGCUGGUAGAGUUGUGGUCGUGAUGGAUCAUCUGCUCACUCGUCUAAGUUUCCUGCCUUUCUCUCUUACAAAUUGCUCUCUUUAAUCGGAAGAAAUCUGGUAGCACCUUUUCCAACUAACAAAUUCUAUUAAAAGGCAUAAGUUUUUGUGAGCUACAGUUCAUGAAAGCUUAUGCCUUUUAAUAAAACUUGUUAGUUGGAAAAAGUGCUACCAGGCUCUUCCUGACUUUUGUCAUUAAUUGGGCGACAGCCGUUUGUGCCUUUUUUUACUCACUUGCCUUCUCCAAUCAUUGAUUAAUUGAUUUCUUACAUUUAUGUCCCACCUUUCAUUCAGGAGUUCAAGGGUACAUACACAGUGAUCCUUCCUACUAUUUCAUCCCCACAAUGGUAACCUUGUGAGUUAGGGUGGGCUAAAAGAGGGAGACCGAUGAGUGAUUGGGUCAAAGUCACCCAGCAAGCCCACUGUGGGUUUGAACCCAACUCUUGCUGGUCCUAGUUCAGCACCUUAACCAUUAUACUGCACUGGCUUUCAAAUCUAUGAUGAUUGCAUCUUAUCUGGCAUGAAUCUAUACCUCCUAUUACUCCUGCACAAAUCUCAUUGUCCAUAAAGUAGGUUUGUAUACUGACUGGCACGCAACUUUUGAGAUGAUUUGCGUCUCCGCGCAUUGCAGGAUGUAGGCAUAGUUUCCUGCAACAAGAAUCUUGGACUGAGUGGAUAAAAACCAGGCUAUUUGGGGAUUUAUGCCUUAGCUAUCUGAAUUUUGGACUCUCCCCUUACAAGUACCAGAUCUCAUUUCUCAGACCAACAUUAGGAAACACAGUGAACUGAUUCACGUAUCAUCUUAAGCCACAGUUGGUUAGCUGAGUCCCAAAUGUCUGGGGCUGCAUAUUCUGCUAAGCCCCUAUAUCAGUGUUUCUCAACUUUAACACACUGAAAUACAAGGAGUAUCAGGGUUAUAGUCUAAACUGAGAAGCCAAAGAAGAAUGUAGUGGCGAAUGGCUUCUACGCUGUUGCUGAGAUAACUGCGUGGACUGACGGAUGUAUUCUGAGACCAGGAGGACUUCUCCUUGUAUGAUUCUCUAUACUAACUAGGAAUUUUUCACUGAAAUUUCCUUCUCCUUUAGAGGGAGAGGGGAAAAAAUCAAAAGCAAUGCAUUUUUCACCAAACUGAAGGAAAGUAAUUAAUGGGGAAACACAGAAGAAAUACUCAGGGUAGGGCCUUCCCCCACAUAAAUUGGGGCUCCCUGACUUUUUCCCUACCUUUAGGAAAUGUGGUGGUGCCCCAUCCUGACCCUUUGUACUUGGUCCCAGUGCAUGUUGCAGCCUUUGGAGUGAUGUGGACUUUGCCUCCCAAGAUGGGAGGGGGAUAUAGUCACAGAAGCAUGAGGUCAUUCUUCAGGGAAAGGGGCUCAGGGCUGGGAUGGCGGAUGACCGUUGUUGCCUUGGCUUGUUGCUCUUCUCCAAGGUGGGCUUUGAGUGAUCUAGAAGGUCAAAAGUAGCAUGGCUCAUCAAUUGAGCUAAAUUAAAACCAUGGUUGGCUCAGCUAUGAUUUAUUGAGGAAAUCUCAGUGGACUGAGUUUUCACCCUAUGAUUAUCAGUUACUCUAUUGGUUAUAUUUUACCUUUCUGCUCAAAGGGCUUGCAGCCAUAAACCAAACAAAUCAUACUAGGGGGUAUCAUGCUGCUAGGACCCAGCACUGGCAGCCAGCCUCAGUAGACCUGUCCUCCAGGAAUAUACACAAUCCUCUUAAAGUCAUCUAAGUUGGUGCCCAUCAUAUAUUGCAGUAAUGAAUUCCACACAUGAAUUAUGCACUCUGUGUUUCCAACCAGCAGAGCCAGGAUUAUGACCUCUGGUCUGUAUUAGAGAUGCCAUAGGUCUUCCGACAUCUGCUGUCUCACCUUUCAAGUGGCAAUGCCAGGGACUGAACCCAAGGCUGCUUGUGUGCAAAGCAUGUACGUUGGCCCUCCCCCUGCUGAAGUGUCAUAGUUUGGUUUGUACAGACUGACAUUAAGCCACAAGGAGUUUUAGGUUUCACGUUCUUUAAAAGCCAGGCCACUGUCUUGUUCAACAAAUCGUGGUUUUGAAAGUUGUGGAGGGAAAUCACACUGUUUUCAAUACAAGAGCAAAAACUGCAGUACGAAAGGGAGAUGUGGAAAACCAUUUGGCAGAGUCUGACCUGGGAAGCAUAAGAAUAUAAGAAAGCCAUCACUGGGUCUUCCGCAUCCUCAGCAUUUGGGUUCCCUCAUGUGCUGAAACUUAGUAACUUGAAAGUGAACAUUGAAAAGUAACUCAGAAGUUUAACUUCUUUAUGUAGGUAUUUUUUCCUGCAGACUAAUUUCCACAAGAGGCAGGUGAUUCAUCCGUGAGUCACCACACGUACCUUCUGAGUUCACUUUCAGAUCAGCCUAUUUUGUUUGAAAGAAGACGUGGAUUGUCAAAAAUGUUUGGCUGACCCUGAAAGUGAGAUUUUUGUUACACACGUGUUUCUGCUUCUUCUCUUUGGCCAAUGGAGUUGUCCUGUCCUGAUUGAGAUUCGCCCUGCUGGAUGCUCUUUAAGAUGGCCUCAUUUUUUGGUUUUCUUAAAAAAUGGCUUUGAACAUAAAUUGUUAUUAAUUUGUUACAGCUCCCCUUUGAGUCACCACUGCUGGCUAUCUCACAUAGCUAGAAACACCCAGCCAUACGAAGGCCUUCUCCCUCGCCUGAUGUCACGGCUCUCCCCUCUGCAGUUUUGGACGGCAGCUAUUAAAAAGUAGGCUCUGUGAUUCUGAAGAGGUGGAAAACCACAGAACAGGUUCUUCGUGGCUCCUUUUAUAGAGACAUUCAAACCAGAUUUGUCCUACCUCUGAUCAGUAGAUUUCCUGAUUUCUCAGAUGCACCCCAUGCCCAGAUGCUCCUUAUAGAUGACCUACCAUUUAUUAUUAGGUCUGGUUGUGCUGUAAUUUCUACUUGAACCUGUGUGAUGUACUAAUUCAGUCCCUCAUAAAGGAAUUCCUAGGGAAAGACAAUCACCAGUACAUCUCCUAUCUUCCAGGACAGCGUUUCUUAAAGUGUGGUCUGAGGACACCUGUGGGUCCCCCAAGACCCUUUCAGGGGUCCACAAAAUCAAAAUUACU
Python bivittatus (Burmese python) is the source of this 6362-nucleotide messenger RNA. RefSeq names its product cytosolic thiouridylase subunit 1 (gene CTU1). Gene Ontology annotation, molecular function: tRNA binding. Gene Ontology annotation, cellular component: cytosolic tRNA wobble base thiouridylase complex; mitochondrion. Gene Ontology annotation, biological process: tRNA wobble position uridine thiolation. NCBI's taxonomy places the organism in Eukaryota, Metazoa, Chordata, Lepidosauria, Squamata, Pythonidae. The record is from RefSeq and is a predicted model, not a curated record.